Messenger RNA from Eruca vesicaria subsp. sativa (arugula), 357 nucleotides. Lineage: Eukaryota; Viridiplantae; Streptophyta; Magnoliopsida; Brassicales; Brassicaceae. The record is from the annotation of a GenBank genome assembly.
AUGGAGAGUUUGCGUAGAAUUCAAACUCAUAGAAGACAGUUGGAUGAGGAAGUUGAGAGGAAUACAAAAGAUCUCACAUUGGUUCAGAACAAGCUUGUUGAAUGUGAGCAUCUGCUUGAGACAAGGUCCUUAGAACUGUUUAAGACUCAGGAUGAGAUUGAUUGUAAUCGAGAACAUGCAAGACAGAUGGAUACUGAUCUUGAGAGAUGUCGUGAUGAGGUCAGCGAAGAGAAGAAACAUUGGGAAAGGACUCAAGCGCAUAGUAAAGAAUUGGAAGCGGUGAUCGAGAUAAAGAUGAAUGAUCUCACAACGGUCCUUGAUAAAAUUGCGAAUGUGGGCCUCAGCUUGAAUUGGUAA